Messenger RNA from Melampsora larici-populina 98AG31, 1356 nucleotides. RefSeq lists its product as uncharacterized. Lineage: Eukaryota; Fungi; Basidiomycota; Pucciniomycetes; Pucciniales; Melampsoraceae. The record is from RefSeq and is a predicted model, not a curated record. The transcript is spliced from 3 exons. Bases 1 to 1356 code for a protein of 451 amino acids.
AUGGCAAGAGCCAUGCACCAUUAUUGGGGGAAGCCUAUUGUGAUCAUACCAAAAGAGGUGUACUACACAUUGGGGUCGUAUGAGAAAGUAGCUGAAAAAACAUCUCGUGGGGCAAAGUGUUUUCGCACGACAUGCACGAUGGUCAGUGACAGCUGCGGCGGACCGGUAUCGGCUCGGAUCGCUAUCAAUCAACUAAUAUCAUACUCAAUAUCAAUCAUGACUCAAUCUGAUGACCAUCAACUCAUUCAAAAUCAAUCUCAAGAACCUCAAAAUAUCCAUCCUGGUCUAGAAUCUCUAAACACUUCAUCAAACGAAUCAGAGAUAAACCUCUUGGAAACCGAAAACUCAGAUCAACAGAAAUCAGAAAAUGAUCAAGAGACUGAAAACGAACCUAGUCACGAAAUAGAAGAACCAGAAGGGAAAGAGAGUCAAGAACGAUCAGAUGUGCAAAAAGCUCAACAAGAUGAACAAGAGCAAGAGCUAGAACGAGAUCGUGAAUUGGAAAGAGAAAUCGAAUCGAAUUUACAAUCUUUCAUUCAAUCUUUAACUUUUCAUCAAUCUCAAUCGGAACCUCAAUCUGAACAUGAAUCUCAAACCAAUGAAGCUCACUUGGAUUCACUUUCAAUCUUAUCUGAAUUGGCUUCAAAUGUUUUACCCGUCGAAACUGAUCAUCAAACCUCACUUCAUUCAACAGAAGAAGACCAAGCCUUUCAUUCUCUCUUAUUAGGUUCUUUACCUCAAGAUUCACAUACUUUAUUAUCCUCAACAAAUGAUCAGCAACAUGAUCAGUUUCACUCUAUCGAUCAACAUCGUCAUGCUCAAGAUUUAUUAUCAGCUCUUUCAGUACUUCAAACUCAUGAUCAUUCAUUCGAUCCACAUCAUUCAUCUUCUCUUACAUUUGAUUCAAUUUUUAAUACUUCAUCUAAUCCGACUCAUAAAGUUCAUCAAAUCCAAUUCUCCAACUCAUUCUCAUCAUCUUCCUCAUCAGAAAACACACCAAGAACCGAUCUUCCAACCCAUUCUUCAUUAGAUCAAAUCCAGUCUUCAAACUUUCUAGAUCAUUCUAAUCAUUCUGAUCUAGAUAGCUUCUUAUUGGGACUUUCUACGCCUUCUAUCCUUGAUCAAAAUCCACCUCAAACUCAUUCAGAUGGAUUUGAUGAUUUGUUAUUGGCUUCAAUCGAUCAACAUUUAUUGGCUCAAGAUUUAUCAUUAGAUAUGAUUGAUAAUGAAACUGAAUUAGCUUUAGAAUCAAAUGAAACUUAUUCAAAUCAGAUCAGAGCUUUAUUAGAUCAACUCAAUCUAGCCUUAGAAAGAGGCGAAGAACUUGAGGCGAUCACUUGCAACUCAUUAUGCUAA